AUGCUCUAUAAAGAAAUCCUUAAAAAGCACAUCAAGAAUAAGGAUAUAAUUUCUACAAGGCUUAACGUCAAGAUGGAAAUUCAAUAUAACCUUGAACAAACUGCAUCGAAUAACAAAAGGCUUUGCUCCCAGGCCGCCGCCCUCCGCCCUAAGGUUCCUAAAAGAAUGUCCAGCAAAUUCCAACGGGAAAAUGAGCUCCCUAAAGGUCUGAAAGUGGGAGUGAUCUCCCCAAUCUACAAGGACGAAAGCUUCCGAAUGGAUACUUAUAUACCGAUAGCACUGGAUAACAGUGACUACAAACUGCACUCAGAAAUUCUAGGUAGAAGACUACGCAAAACACUGGCACUUUGUUUUAAUGGAGAGGCAUAUUUGCUCCAUACCAUCUUAUUUUCUGUGCUCAACAUGGAGUUGGGAUUCAAGGACAAUUGA
Molecule: messenger RNA, 429 nt
Organism: Ophidiomyces ophidiicola
Lineage: Eukaryota; Fungi; Ascomycota; Eurotiomycetes; Onygenales; Onygenaceae
Exons: 2
Coding region: 1-429 (142 amino acids)
Source: RefSeq, a predicted model, not a curated record